AUGGAGGCUACCAUGAUCGAGACGGCGUCGGCUGUGGCCCGCAUGGAGGCCACCAUGAAUGAGACGGCCUCGACUUUCCAGAGCCUGUUGCCUCGUGCCUACGGCGCAAUGCAGAACCUGAUCGACAUUACCAUUUUGUUUGACGAGAACAUGGAGAAGCUGAAGCACCCUUGCAGCCAGGACGGCCAGGACACGGGAGGCCGUCUCAGGGAGGGGCUGCGGAUAGACCAACGGUCCUUGCCGGCUGUUGGACGCUUGAGCUCCCCCGAGCCUUUGACACACGACGUCAGGGUCAACUGUCCUCCCACUUCAAUGUCUGUCCUUUCGGCGCACUCACGCGAUGCUCGCGAAAACGCUGUUGUUUGUCUUGACUUUGGUCCUCUCAUGCUUAGUUCGCGUCAUCCAGAAGAGCAGGCCGGAGUGGAUUGCUAUCGUGCUUCUUGCAUCUUCGAAAUGACACUGCGAUCGAUUCCCGAGAGCGAAAGAUCGCUUUCGAGCGGCUCAUCAGGCUACAAGCCGACUACCUACGAAGGGUUCGACCGAUCACCGCAUGCGCGUCGUUGGAAGAGACGUCGAGCCAGUCGAGGAGACCAGGUCGAUAGGGGAACGUUAAGAAGGGAUCAACCGGAGUCAUCUGAUGACGAGUUGACACCCAAUCCGCCGGAUACCCCAACCCCGAUGGAAACGCGAUCACGGAGGAGAAGAAGACAGGAAACUAAAUCUAAUCAGGACGCUACGUCCCGACAACCACGAGGAGGCGGUGAGAAAGGCCGGGCAUACUGCACACAGAAAUGCCUACUGGGGCUGGUUAGGAGUGGUUUCCUUGACAGAGACUGCCCCAACAUAGCGCUCCACACCGGACACGAUCGCCAUGACCGCAAUGAACGCCGUUUCCGUGCCCGAAAACGUGCUUCUACCCACGCACCUCACCCGGUCAACCAUACAGAAUGGCUUCAACUUCUCCGAAAGCAACUAGAGCAAUCACUGGACGACGGAAUCAGGCCGCUAUACGUGAGUGGCGCCCGCGGUGUUCUCUUCCAGGUGACCAUGAUUGCGUACGGCUACACAUUCGUCGGCAAGGGAACGGUGCAGGCCUUCAUCCGCGACCUCGAGCAUGAGGCUGCCGUCUACGAGCGCCUCCGGUCGAUUCAGGGAGCCAACGUGCCUGUGUUUUUGGGCGCCAUCGACCUGCGGCCAAUGAAAAAGAUCUACUACUAUGACCAUCGGGUGUAUGUGGUCCAUUUGACAUUUCUGUCCUGGGGAGGGCAUCGCAUCGACGCAAGCGGAAGCUUCGAAGGCAAGAGGAACUUACUUGAGAAGAUGGCAGUGCGGUCGUUGCAAGCCGUACAUGAACACGGGGUGGUCCACAACGAUGUGCGGGUCGCUAACAUGUUGCUGAAUCUGGAAGUGAAUGGAGUCAUGAUGAUCGACUUUGAACGAGCGCAGUUGGUGCCAAACAAGAGAACGCCGAACCAGGAGGCAGUGGGUAUGUACAAGAACACUGGGGAUUCAAGUGUGUCGAGUCAAGGAUUCUUACAAGAUCUUUUGAUGGCGAAGAUGGCGGUCUGAGAUGGGAAGCGAUAAGCCGGGCUUUUUGUAAUGUCGGUCACCUUGGUCGAUGGGUGUUUGGCCUAGAAAUCACUUGGGGCUACCGGAAGGCCUUCCUCGGUUUGCACUCGGACCCUCCGGUUGUUGAACAUCACUUUCCAUUCCAGAACGUACCAAAGACACGUCGGAGGCAAGUCGUCGUACGUCUGGUCUGGAUCCCAGUUAGCAUACGGCACAAAUGGCAACGUCCUUCGGGCAG
Verticillium alfalfae VaMs.102 is the source of this 1807-nucleotide messenger RNA. RefSeq lists its product as hypothetical. The transcript is spliced from 3 exons. The record is from RefSeq and is a predicted model, not a curated record. Gene Ontology annotation, molecular function: protein kinase activity; ATP binding. Lineage: Eukaryota; Fungi; Ascomycota; Sordariomycetes; Glomerellales; Plectosphaerellaceae. The coding region runs from base 1 to 1569 and encodes 522 amino acids. Gene Ontology annotation, biological process: protein phosphorylation.